UCGCCUACUUUCUGAUUCUUUCUGAUCCCCGGGACACCCAUAUGAGUCAGUUAUUUUCUCACAAUGCAUGCAAUGUAAACAUACCUUUACCCCGUGCGUUUACCACACUUCUGAUACAGCAUCGUUGCUGUCGAUUUACGUCCAACGUAGCUGCGAUGAACAUUACCACACAGAGUAUGCAUGGUGCAGAGUCAAGUUUAUCAGGAUUGGGUUGAAGUUUGUCAUUUCAACUGCACAUAAAACGUGAGAACUCGGGUACAGCAUCCUAGAGCGUUGAGAGUUGGGAUUGCAUUCACAGUUGAUCGUCUUCAUUCUACUUCGUCUCAUUAUGCGGAUCAUCUGGACUCCUUUUGGAAAAUAAUCACCAUCUCAAUAUAUCACUUAAAAAUGGCUGGAAUCUCGAAUUUAAAUGUGCCGGUUGUUCUUUUAUUUUCGUUUGCUAUUCUGCAGACAUCGGGCUACUUUGAUCCGAGUCGAAGUAGUGAUGCAUUCGGUCGUCGAUUCAUCGUUACCCUACCCAUUGAAGCGGAUACCAGUAUACGAAUGAUACAUAAUAUUUAUGUAUCAUCAAGAAGCAGCGAGAUUGUACAGGUAAGCGUCUCAAGACCAAAUACAUCAUGGACGAUUCCCAACGUAGCAAUCCAACCGGGCAUCGUAGCCAACAUCACCCUCAAUAUGGCAGGAACACUCAGGAUUCCUUUCAAUCCUAAUGGAAUACCUAUCCAAAUCGAAUCACAGCAUGACAUCGGUGUAUGGGUCAUCCCUGGUCGUGGGGAUUCAGUUCUAGGUGGUUACCGGGCGAUCCCAAUGGAGGCACUUGCUCAACAUUAUGUUUCCGUAAUGUACCCGUCUUCCGCUUAUUCAUCAGAGGUCAUUCUAUUUAAUCCUCUCAAUGAAAGCAAUGAAAUCAAAAUCUAUCAUCAAAAUACAGAUAUGACAAUAACAAUUGACAACGUCACGAGCGCGGUCCACGCUAUUCCUGAUAUUCCUAACUUGUUUACAAUACCGAAAGUGGAUUCGGCCAAGAUUUCCUCUUCUUCAGAUCUUAGCGGAUUAAAGAUAUCAGCUGCGAAGGCUAUGUGGGUGACGUCUGGUCGAAAUUGCAGUAGGUCUCCUCAAGCUUGUAAUGACCUCUUGGAGCAGCCAACUCCACUUGGAGCGUGGGGGCAGUCGUUCGUCAUUGUUCCUCAGAUCACCAUAGGGCCAUCCAUCAUGAAACUUAGAAUCAUUACAGCCUUUCUACACACUAAUACUACAGUGUCUACAUACACCACAUCAGGAUUACUCAUGGAGAACUGGACAUUGACAGAAAAGGCGGUGUUUAAAGAUAUCAAUGUGACACAAGGUAGACUAUUUACGAUUAGAGCCAACAAACCCAUAAUGGUCACCCAGUUCUAUACGGACAAGCAAAGAAGGUUAGACUACGCUGCCAUGUCUAAUAUUCCACCUGUUGAGCAAUUCACUAAUCGAACAGUUGUCUUCCCUGCUCAGAACGAUCGUAUAUUUAAUAACACCCUGGUGGUAAUUACUCGAUGUGAGCACAGAAAAGACAUUCUCCUCAACAACAAAGACAUCUCAAACAAUUAUUCAGUUAGUGUAAACUUUAAUUCGAUGCAAAACUCUUCCGUGCACGGGACAUACUGUGUUUUCAACACCACACUGGUAUCAGGGUCGAAUCCUGGAUCACAUACUUUGAAACUCAGAAGUAAUGCUAAUAUUGGUGCUGCCUAUUCAGCCAUAGUGUAUGGCGUAGGGACAAAGGCAGCCUAUGCCUACCAGGUAGCUUCAGAUCUACAGGAGAUUGUCUGUGGUAUGGAAGGUGGCCACGUCAGUUUAUGUGAAUUCUAUAUACCUCCAGAUUACAUCACGCCUUCCAUGAACGAUACAAAUAACCCUACAGGGGGAUCUGAGGAUACGAACAACACAAACAGUCAUAGUCACACCAUAGCAGUUGUCAUAGUGUUAGUCAUCCUCUCAUCUCUAGCAAUCAUCAUCGUCGUGAUCGUCGUCCUGGGGAGUUGCGGCAAGGACAAGGGACCAAGGGUGGCGUGGCGGAGAUUGCAGAACACGGAGAUGCAUUACGACCCAUCUUACGAUGAAGAUAAUGUGGAGGUUGAUGUCUGAAGCUUUAAGAAUUUCAGAUCCAUGUUACAUUACACAAAUCCAUUAGGUUUUUUGUGAUGUUGCCAGGGCAGUUUAUAAUUGACGAACCAGUCAGAGUCAACAUUGUGCCUCUUUUUUCCAUCCCGAAUGAUAAAAUGUGAAACCGUGCAUGUUCAUUAAGACACUAAAUAAAAUGUUCAUUCUAAAACACCCGGGGCAUAUCUAUGCAAAAUAGGGCUAGCAAUUACGCCCCAUUCAAUCUUUAACAAACUUAACGCUGAUCAAAUUUCAAAGUGUGGAUGCUAUGUCGGUGCCAAUAUAAAUGAGUUAGUAUCGAAUACGCAUUCGCAAGUCAAGGGGCACCGUGGAACCGGGGGAAAUAGGUAAUAACUUCACUAAAACGUGUAUACAUACUACCUAUCUGAUCAGAUUGUGUGUUUUGUUUUUCAUGGCCCACCCGCGCCCCCCCCCCCCC
Molecule: messenger RNA, 2578 nt
Organism: Lytechinus variegatus (green sea urchin)
Lineage: Eukaryota; Metazoa; Echinodermata; Echinoidea; Temnopleuroida; Toxopneustidae
Exons: 5
Coding region: 388-2124 (578 amino acids)
Source: RefSeq, a predicted model, not a curated record